Suillus bovinus is the source of this 648-nucleotide messenger RNA. Its product is annotated as kinase-like domain-containing protein. The record is from RefSeq and is a predicted model, not a curated record. Gene Ontology annotation, biological process: protein phosphorylation. Gene Ontology annotation, molecular function: protein serine/threonine kinase activity; ATP binding. The transcript has 4 exons. Lineage: Eukaryota; Fungi; Basidiomycota; Agaricomycetes; Boletales; Suillaceae. The coding region runs from base 1 to 648 and encodes 215 amino acids.
AUGAAGGGACAGUACAAAGGACUUGAUUAUGCAAUCCUACAGUGCAAGCCAGUCAUUUCAUCAAGUAACACCAAUGUGAAAGAUCUAUCAGACAAACUAUGCCUUCUACACAAAGCCCAGUACUUCAUGGAUUCAUUCUACAAAUGUGCACUUGCUCACAAUGUUAAAGGCCUACCUUGUAAGCAUGAUUCAAUGAAAUGGAACGCUGCAGGAGCAUUCAUAGGAAAGCUCGUAGAUGUGUUGCCAUCUGCACCAACUGAUGGAACAGAUGACAAUCAAAGUCUCAUAUAUGAUGUCUUUCUGGCAACACUGCUACUUCCUUCAGGUGCUUUGUAUUGUGAAGUGAAGUUUUCUGGUAACAAGCAACCAGGAAACAAUGAGGACUUGAUUGGAUGUGUGGUGGAUGCUUACUCGCACCAUGUUCUCAUAGACUCUGAAUUUGAGAUCUUGAUAUCGGACAUUCAAGGUAUUAUAGCUCCAGACCAUAGUGUCAUAUUGUUCAAUCCUCAAGCUCAUAUGUACAAUCGAGACUCAAGUUAUUGGGACAAAGGCCCGGACCAAAUCCAGCUGUUUCAAACCCUUCAUGACUGCAACCAAUUUUGCAAGGCCCUAGGACUCGAGCAACACAUCCCAGGACUACAACAUUAA